AUGAAACUCUCUCCAUUACUUUUGGUUCCCUUCUUGUUCCAGGUGGCCACGGCCGUCAUUAAUAUUACCACUGUUAGAACUACUAUAACUAACUCAGCCCCUUCUAACCUCUGUACUUCCUAUAUUACUUCCGGCGGUCUGGGUCUGCUUGCCUGGCUGGCUACUGCUGAUUUCUAUGCCCAAUCAACCAGUGAUAUUGCCAUCUUAGGAACUGGGGUGAGGACGUACACAUACAUUGUUCAGUGGUUCUUCACCUUUGAUGAUCCGUUGGAGGCCACUGGUUUUAACAUCGGUGCUUUGACCAGUGCCGUUUCGUUGCUCACCACUGUUAAUGUGGUUGUUAACCCUACCCAGGGUGGUUUUAUCCUUUCUUAUAACGACACCGUCACCUAUCCAAUUGUGCUUAAUGCAGAGCUUCUUAAUGGGCUCAACUGUUUCGAUUCCAUUAUUGGCUACACCACGGGCUUUACCGGUGGGCCAAAUCCUACCACUAUCAUUUUAGGCUCCUCAGAUUUCUGGCUUAACCCGGCUAACGACUUGACUUGUCACCACGAUAUACCUGACGAGUACCUACCCCGUCACUCUGACCAGCACGUGGACAUCGGUAACGGGUACCUUCAUUAUUCUUCCAUUGUAUGGUACCUUUACCACUACGUUGACCAGUACCACGACCCAAACAUUUACCCAAACCGAGUUAGUCCCUACUGUCUCCACCUCUUUAAUUACCGCUGUUACCCUGUGUCCAAGUUCCUCAAGUUCUUCCUCAAGUUCGAGCUCUUCCUCAAGUUCUUCCUCAAGUUCGAGCUCUUCCUCAAGUUCUUCCUCAAGUUCGAGUUCUUCCUCAAGUUCUUCCUCAAGUUCGAGUUCUUCCUCAAGUUCUUCCUCGAGUUCUUCGAGUUCUUCCUCGAGUUCUUCCUCCAGCUCUUCCACGCUAUCAUCUUCGAGUUUGAGUUCUUCAAGUUCUUCGAGUUCUUCGAGUUCUUCCAGUUCUUCCCCCAGCUCUUCCGUCGCUCCAAGCUGGUCCUCCUCCACCUCUUCUUCUAG
Messenger RNA from Babjeviella inositovora NRRL Y-12698, 1044 nucleotides. RefSeq lists its product as uncharacterized. The record is from RefSeq and is a predicted model, not a curated record. NCBI's taxonomy places the organism in Eukaryota, Fungi, Ascomycota, Pichiomycetes, Serinales. The transcript is spliced from 2 exons. The coding region runs from base 1 to 1044 and encodes 347 amino acids.